AGUAGGAGUCAAAGUGGGGCGCGAUAAUGAUGGGAAUAGUGGGGAAGCACUAGGAGAAGCACGGUCUGUUCACUACCGCAGUCGCGAAGUGGCAGUGGUGGUGGCGUGAGCUGGUUAGGUAGACGUUAUUGGGAGAUAUAGCGAGAACAGGUAGACGUAAUAGGUGGAUGCGGAAGCCCCGAUAAUUAUGGCUCACGUAUGAGCAUGAUACGAGUCUACUCGUUAUUCGGUCCUCAGGCCCGGCUGCUCAUCCGUCUGCUUGACAUCCAAAAUUGACAGACGGUUCGACGAGCUCCGGUGGCGAGUCAACACCCGAGGAACUGUGAAAAGCCGAAGAACGAAAUAUAAAUCCGAGAUCAUAGCUAUCUCCUCCACGCCUUUUAUUUUCUUUUCUACCUUGUUAUUCGCGGCUUGGGCUGCGUGAUGCGGAUUGUGCCGUGUCAGUUUAAUCAUUACAUCAAGGAGGAAGCUGCUCUUGACUGUGAUAUUCUGAAGAUACUGGAGGGAAACAGUAUACUGUGGGUGAAUACGGAAGUGUGCGAAUUACUCCGGGUACCAGUAGUUUGGCCCUUGGUAACAACAGAGCAGUUAUUCUCGUGUUUCUAAGGAUUCAUAAUUUCGUAGAGGACGACGAUCACCAGGGAUUAUUUAAAUAUCCUGGUAGCUCAUGUAUCUUGGGGACAUCAGGAUGGCGUUGACGAGCGCGCGAGUCAGCAGCGACGCUCGGCUUCGCCAUCGAGUAAAUUUCUAGAGUUGCGGAGAGGGGGGGAGAGAGAGAGAGAGAGAGAGAGAGCAGAAGAAAAAAGUAUCGUGCGAUCCAGUGACUUGAAAUCGUAGCGACAUACUACCUCAUGAUCCACACUUUGAUUUCUCGCUGCAGUAUAGACAGGCGAGACGUGGCAGUAAGGCAGGUAGGGCACGCAGUCAGGUAGACGAAUAAAUACCAACGUUCCUCGGACAAAGUAGUGAUCGAGCCACGAGUCGACAGAAUGUCACUUGUAACCUCAAGAGUUUGAUCGUUUAGAGUUAUUUAGACGAGCUGGAAAAUAUUUGCGAACAGACGGGCCAUGGUGUAAAUAAGAGGGAAAAUUAGAUGAAGUGUCAGUGAGAAGAGUCGUGGAUUUGCGAUUAAAGAGAAGAGAAUGAAAAUCUCAUCGAAUCAUCUUGUACCUCCAUUCUGUGCCGUGUAAUCCUGCUAACGUACUUCACUCUUUGUUUUUUUUAUUAUAUUCGUGCAGAGACGCUCGCCUGUAUACGUACCUUGAGUUCGUGUCUCACUCUUCGCCUGGGUUUGUAUCCCAGCCAGACGGGUACGCAGACCUGAGGAAGGACGCGGAACGUAAGCGGAAGAGGAAAAAAGGCAAAAGAAGAGAGUAAAAGUGCGAGAGAAGAAGCAGAAGCUUCUCUUCAACGAUCCAUCCAUAAGGCGUCCUACACAACGCAUUCAUUUUUAUUCCUUCGCAACGAUCUUGACGCAACACGCACCCGUAACCACUUGACACACCACUCGGUCACGAUUUUAUUCCGUCGCCUUGAAAUUUUUACGAUACGAUCUUGUACAUUCCUCUUCUGAAGUGUACUCUACAUUGUCAGUGUUAUCAUAAGCGUCAUUAUCGUCGUUAUUAUCAUCACCAACGUCGUCUACGUUGCUUUUGAUAUAGUCGUCGUUGGUCAGAAACGGAAGGUGCUCUUGCCCGAAAUAAACAGCUUGGAAAUACAUGGCAUCAAAGCGACCACCGUGAACAAGAGGAAGGCAGUGUCGCGGAAUCGUGUGGUGAUCGUCGUCGUGAAGGUGUUAGUGAAAGUGUUAGUUGUGGCGGUGACGGUGGUGCUGGUGGUAGUGCCGAGUGACGUAAAAUCAGUAAACUAUGCUGAAGUUUUUAACGCACAAGCUAAGAACUCACUCGCUGAACGAGGAUCCAAAUCAGGAGAAGACGGACGACGAUCACGACUCUGGCACCGAGUCUGACGACGAGUUUCAGGAUGGCACGGGUAUCGGCGACGAGCCGUCCAGUCCCAUGGAGAGUCUCGGGAGUCCAGCCGCUCCAGACAGUGCUGUACCCUCUGAUUCAGACUUCGGUGCUCCGCCUCCACCUCCUUUUGGCUUCCUACCUCGGGACGGUGUUGACGAUCCUGAGGACGAGGUCGAUCCCGCUAAUAAAAAUGGUCCACUCGACCCCUGCCGAUCCCGGAGAACGGAUCUUCUCCUUUUGCUGAAUUACAACGAACAGCACAGCUCGGAAGAGGAGCUCGAGGUUAUCAACAGUCCCAAGACCGUAGCGAGCCAGGGUUGCAGACCAGCGACCGCCCCUGAGAAGCGAAAGUGGUCCCAGGUCAGCAGCAGCAAUACGCAUACGCACACGCAGACCCAGACCCAAAGUCAACCUCAGCAACAGCAUACGCAGCAGCAACAGCAGCAGCAGCAGCAGCAGCAGCAGCAGCAGCAGCAGCAGCAACAAUUGUCAUUGUGUACCGACGUCAACACAGUGGUAACAACGUGCUCGGCACCGGCCAGUAGAGCUGGGAGAGAACCUGCUGGUUCUGGAUCGAGUGACGAGGAGGUACAAGGACUCCUCGGUAGCAGAAGCGGAAGUGGCGGUAGCGCCAUCUCUCAACCGGUACAAUUUCGUACCUCGCCACCGGUCGACGCGCACAAACCAGGACGUUCGCUGUCGCCACCGCCGAAACUUUUUCACGCAUCCACAAGAGAUCCGCGACCUUCACCACGGCCAAGGUCUAGGCCAAGGCCUCAUCCUCAUUCGCACUCGUAUCUUCACACGCACCUAGACCAUCAUCAUCACCACCACGUGGAGACAGACGCAGACGCCGUAAGCGCCUGCAGUCCUCGUAAGCGUCAUCGGCCACCUCAUCGUUUGCCCAGGCCUUGCCUCGACUUUGAGAAGAUGCAGCAGCUCAAAGCACGAGCGGUUACGGCCUGGAGACACAGCGGGGAGCACGGCAGCGAACUCUCGGUCUUCUGCUGGUGAGAAUGGUGAGCCGUGAGCCGGGGAUCUCUUCGAGGAUCUACGGUGAUCGGUAAUCGGAUAAAUUCUUACCUCAGCGUCGCGGGACGAACCUGGUGCUCAUUCACGUCGUAUUCGCGACGAGGAUCAUUCAUCACGGAGGAUUAUAAUUUCGCCAGGGUGGAGGUAUUCGCAUACCUUAACUCUUCCUCAAGAGCCACUACCGUCAGCAUUGACCUUCUCAUUGUCUUUAUUGACCUUCUCGUCGUCAUCGUCAUCAUCACGGAGACCUGCAGCAAGAAGAAGGUUCAGACUUCCCUUCGGCAUCCUCGAGGACGUGCUUCAGCUCCGUAACGAAUCUCGAGAGUACCGGCUACGUGGAAAGAGGCCGAGCUGACGGGGAUGCCGGAGGCGAAGAAGCGAUGCCAGCGGAGGAAGUCGGCUGAAGCCGAAGGAGGCGGCUGUAGAAGAGGCCAGAGAGAGAGACUGCGGAAAACAAGAGGAGGAGACCAACGACGGUAGAAGCUCGUGCAGCGUCGCGACCGGAGGAGACAGCCUGUGCUGCUCCUCGAAUUUCUUCUACUGUUCGUGAACGAGGCGAAACGGACGGAGGAACUUUUUUUUUGUAAUUUUUUAUUAAAUACCCGAUAAGGAAUGCCGAUCAGCGCUGCGCCGAAGGGCCACGGAUUUUUGGUAAAAGGAACGCGGUGGUUCGCCUACUGUAUCGUCGGUGGUAAAUCUGCGAUUGGAUUACACGCGCGAUUGGCCGGGACGAACAAGCGGCAAGGCACGAGAGAGAUAGACGUAUGCGCUGAACGAGAGCCGAAAAGAAAUAGAGCGAUUGUCGACGAAAGAUACAACUAUAUAGAUAUACAAAUAGAAUAUAUAUGCGUAUACAUAUAUGUGUAUAUAUAUACAUAUAAUACAAAGCUUGUAUGUGCUUUUGUAUAUAUACAUGUAUAUACACAAAUUACGUAUAAUUGAAAUAUAUGAAUCAUAUUAUUGGUAACGAUUACUAUUGUACCGUUAUACGUUAUGUAUAAUCAGGGGGGGGGGACGAGGAGCACCGAUAAUAAUAAUAACACGCGAGGAGGAGCUGGGAUAAGAAAAAUGCGAAAGGGGGAACAAAAAUAAAGAGACGCUCGAGCGCGAAUUCGUUAUCCUCGAGGAUUUUCGUUUUUCUUUGUGCUUCGUCAAUAAUUAUCAUCUUCAUCCUGCGCGUCCUUAUUGUUUCACUACCCGCUAGUCCCCCC
Molecule: messenger RNA, 4216 nt
Organism: Cephus cinctus (wheat stem sawfly)
Lineage: Eukaryota; Metazoa; Arthropoda; Insecta; Hymenoptera; Cephidae
Exons: 5
Coding region: 1869-2987 (372 amino acids)
Source: RefSeq, a predicted model, not a curated record